AUGAAAUCCAUUUCAUCGUACCUCUCCUUUGCCCAUAUGAACAUCACACACACAACAGAGCAGCACGCCGAGAACCAGCCACACUGGAAAACAAUCCUCGACAUCGCUCCAUUCGUCUCAAUUACAUUCCCAGCCAUCAUGUGCCUCAUCUUCGACGAAGACAGUUUUGAAGAGAGUCCUUUCCUCAGGUUCAUUACACUACUCCUCCCCUUCUCAUACUCAGCAGUACAGUAUGCCUUACUCUACACCAACUGGAAGUCACAUAACAAACCAGAGCCCAUCCUGCACACCACACUCUACUACACACUCAGUCUCCUGCUUCUUGCAUUCACCAUCAUCUCCAUCCUUUCAAUCAUUCCAUUCUCCCUUAAUGAAUGGGAUCAUGCUGCCUCAUUCUUCUACCCUAUCGUCCUCCCCUCUUUUACCGUCCCACCUGCCUAUCUCCUUUCCAGCUCCUACUUCCUUGUCCCACGACAGAUCCGGCUCACAGACACUGUUAUCAGCAUACUGAUAUCAGUAUGCAGUAUAGUAAAUGUGCUACUUGUGUUCAAGGAAUUCAAUUACUAUCCUUACUCUGCAAUAAUAUCCUCCAUCUCCGUCCUUCUACAACUACUCAGCGAGAAGCACUGUCUAUUCAAGCAGAGUCCUCCAUCUACUGCAUCAUCGAGGGCUGCCGUUCUUAUCCUCACCCUCAUCCUUGCUGUCCUUGUCUACACAUUUCUGGGGUAUGGAGCCAUCUACAUCCUGGAUGACCACUUCCACCUACUUGGCAAGAUGAAGAGUAUCCUUCCAUCAGAACCUCACCAAUAA
Encephalitozoon cuniculi GB-M1 is the source of this 810-nucleotide messenger RNA. RefSeq lists its product as uncharacterized. NCBI's taxonomy places the organism in Eukaryota, Fungi, Microsporidia, Unikaryonidae. The transcript has a single exon. The coding region runs from base 1 to 810 and encodes 269 amino acids. The record is from RefSeq and is marked provisional.